AUGAAGCAUUUCUUCGAGACUAUAAACCCUCUAAAUGGUUUUGAUGGAAAAGAAGCAUUAGAAACUUACAUGUGGGAGCAGUCACUGAAGGUCGAACCUAAGGAUCCAGAUAAAAUGGAAGUCAUUAAGCCAUCAAGACCAGUCCAAGUUUUGAAAUCGCCAGGCAUCAAACCUCCCAAAGCAAUCUCAUCUGUUCCAUCAGUAAGUGGACCAUCGAAUCACUACUCAGGUCAUCGUGCAAGUGGGCGAGGUUUCACAGCUCAUAAUAAUUACAGUUCUAAUGUGUCUCAUUCAUCUGACGUAUCACGUCCGAACUUUUUAUCGAUUUUGGAGGAUAGGAAUUCUCAUCUGGGAAUGGUUGAAAUUAAUCCAGGUCAGCAGCCGCGGUAUCUUGGUGAUGCGAAACGUGGUACUCAAUCAACGGUUACUUCUCCAACUGAAUCGCGAGCGCCACCGAUAAUGCCAAGAGUUAGACAUCGCAAUGACAAAGCUUCUUCAACACCUCCAAGCCCUCAAUCAAAAUUAAUCGACCAUUCUCCCAGCUCAUCGCCACCUCCCCUAUAUCCUCGAAAAUUGUCGAGUUUAGAACAACCUGCACCCCCGACACCGUUUAAAGUAUUACCUCACCUAUCUCCAACUUUGAAUGAAUCAAUCCCACCUCAUUCAGCACCAUUCUGUUCCGUUAGUCCAGUAGACUCAUUUGUUUUCCCUCCUCAUGGAGGAAGCGCAGCUUGUUCUCGAGCAACUCUUGGAAGUGUUCCAAUUACAGUGACGCCCAUGAUUCGUCCCUUAGCUGCUCCAACAGUUCCACCAAGGAAGAAAGUUGAAAAGUUACCAUCUCCACUCUCCGAUGUUACUAUGCUAACUGUUUGGGAUGGGGAAAAUAGACCAACAGUAUCUGAUAUGAACGCUGCCACGCUAUCACCACUACCGUCGUCAUCAGUAUCAGCUUUGAAUAAUAUUGGAACCACAAUUGAAGGGCCUAGGUUAUAUCCACGGAAGACUCAUCCCUUGGAACCACCCCCAAGACCACCAAAAACGCUGAACAGCAAAAAAUGUCAAGAAUUGCUUGAUGGGAAAAGUGAUGUAGAAGUGAAUUGUAAUUCACCUCCUCCUCCUUUACCACCCAAAACAUACAAACGGAAGCAGCAAAAUCGUCAGUUUUAG
Molecule: messenger RNA, 1167 nt
Organism: Thelazia callipaeda (thelaziosis nematode)
Lineage: Eukaryota; Metazoa; Nematoda; Chromadorea; Rhabditida; Thelaziidae
Source: the annotation of a GenBank genome assembly